AUGUCUCUUCAGGUCGACGACCGCAGCCGUCGCACUCGAUCCAAGUCUCCGGGCCGUCGCGAGCGCAGUCGCAGUCCCGCCGUCCACCCUGUCGAACCCUCGCGCGAGCCUAGCUACGCCUACCCCGAGGAUGACUUCGACGACAGGUAUGUCCGCGACAGAGGCGCCGCUGCCGCCCGCGUUGUGACCGCCGAGCCCGGCGCCCCUGCUCCUCCCGGCACCAUGUCGGGUGCGAUACCCUAUCCUGAGGACGGCAGCGACGCAAUGUUUCCCGGCACCCGCUCGCUCUACGACUACGACGACCACCGCGGGACCGCUUCGUACCGCCCUCCUGCCUCCCCGCGAGAAAGCUCAUACCGCAGCUCUCGUGACAGAUUCGACGAACCCCAGGUCCGCCAGGCAUCUCCGCGCGAAGACGACAAGCUCAAGUACCUCCCGGCCAAGUACAGUAGCCACACCCGCACUCGCAGUCGUAGCAAUAGCAGACCCUACGGCAACGAGGCAGAAUACCCGCCUGCUCAACCUCCUCGCCCCAUGUCCGGCGAGCUCUACCCUCCGCCGAAACCCCCGCGCCCCGUGUCUCCCGGCGGCUAUGCUUACGCCCAGCCCCAGCCCUACGAGUAUGCCAGCACAGACCCAAAGGUCGAGAAGGCCAAAAAGAAGGAAGAGAAGAAGAAGGCCUUAGAGGAGAACCUGACGUACGGGUAUGACCAGUAUGCCGCAAAGCCUACUACCUUGGCCCCCGAGCCUCGCUACUCCGGCCGUGCCCCGAGUCCAGGCCCCCAAAUCUCGGCUGGCGCUGCGGCGUACUACGGAAGCAGUCCCAAGACCUCCUCGUCCAACGUCUUGACAGUUGAGCCAGGCAGCCGCAGGCGGGAUAAGUCGCCUCAGCCGCCCACCCACCGCAUGUCAAACCUGUCCGUGAACACGGGCCACCACUCCCUGAACAUGAACCUCUCGCUGGCCAACGCGCCAGGCUCGCCGCUGCUGGAGUCGUACCACGGCACGUAUCAGGACAUGUCGCCUAUGCCGUCACCCAUGCUGCUCGCCUCUCAGCCCCAUGACCUGCAAGUGAUGGAGCCCGUCUCUCCAAUCGGCUCCGACGACGAGGGUAGACGGCGUCGGAGGGCGCGGUUCCACGACAUGGAGGACGACGCAGCCAGGAUCGCAAAGGCGUUGAGGAGCGACCGCAAAAACCCCGACCCCGAACCCCUGAUCGAGAUUCUGCCCGGCCUGACCCACGACCAGGUGAUGGAGCUGCGCAAGGAGUACAAGGCCCUCGUCAAGACCGGUCCGGAGCGCAAGGGCGUCAACGUGGCCAAGCACAUCCGCUCCCGCCUCAAGGACGCCGACCCCAACCUCAUGAAGGCCUGCUACGCGACGGCGCUGGGUCAGUGGGAGAGCGAGGCCUACUGGGCCAACUUCUGGUACCAGGGCGACAAGACGCGGCGCGAGCUGCUCAUCGAGUCCCUCAUGGGCCGCACCAACCAGGAGAUGAGAAUGAUCAAGGACGGCUUCAACGACAAGAAGUACGACAACAGCCUGACCAAGUGCAUGAAGAUGGAGCUCAAGGAGGACAAGUUCAAAAAGGCCGUCCUGAUGGUCCUGGAAGAGCGCAGGAUGGAGGAGUACGACCCCUACGGCCGCCGCCUCGCCAUCGACUACCACCAGGUCGAGGACGACGUGGCGGACCUGCGCAAGGCAGUCAAGGCGGAGAAGGGCGGUGAGACCCUCAUGAUCAGCAUCGUCGUACAACGCAGCGACUCGCACCUGCGCGAGGUACUCAAGUUGUACGAGAGGACGUACCGCUCAAACUUUGCGCGCGACGCGCUCAAGAAGAGCGGCAACCUGGUGGGCGAACUGCUGGCUCAUAUCCUCAACGGCGUCAUCAACAAGCCCGUCCGGGACGCUUUGCUGGUCCACCACGCCCUGACGGCGAGCCGCAAAGACGACCUGCGCCGCGAGCUGCUCAUCUCCCGACUCGUCCGCUUCCACUGGGACCGCCACCACAUGGAGGCCGUCAAGCGGGCCUACCGCGAGCGCUACGGACGCGACAUGCAGGACUCCGUCAGGGAGGCCACGAGCGGCGAGUGGGGGCUGUUCUGUAGGGAACUGUGCAUCUACCGCAUGCCCAACGAUGUGAAGAGCUAUGAGAGACGAUGA
This is a messenger RNA of Colletotrichum karsti, 2163 nucleotides long. Its product is annotated as annexin anxc4. Gene Ontology annotation, molecular function: calcium-dependent phospholipid binding; calcium ion binding. Gene Ontology annotation, cellular component: cytoplasm. NCBI's taxonomy places the organism in Eukaryota, Fungi, Ascomycota, Sordariomycetes, Glomerellales, Glomerellaceae. The record is from RefSeq and is a predicted model, not a curated record. The coding region runs from base 1 to 2163 and encodes 720 amino acids. The transcript has 2 exons.